AUGAAAAUUUGGUGUUUCUUUGCUCACAACUCUUGUACUUACACGCAGAGCCAUGAACUUUUUAUGCACAAUUAUCCAACAAAGCAAAUAGAUGAAGCACGGCAUGACAGCGAGAAUCGCGAUGCAGUCGACCUCGUGGAUGACGCGGAGGCUUCUCAUGAGGCAGUAAAGGAAGAGGUUCCAGAGCACGGCCUGGAGUGUACAGCGUGCCAAAACUUUUACGAUGGUCGGCUGGUCGCUAGUCAGAAUUGUCAUAUGGUAUCUGGUCGCCAAGGCGGUGGAAGAUCCAGAGUGGCAUGUGAUGGAUGA
Molecule: messenger RNA, 309 nt
Organism: Protopolystoma xenopodis
Lineage: Eukaryota; Metazoa; Platyhelminthes; Monogenea; Polystomatidea; Polystomatidae
Source: the annotation of a GenBank genome assembly